UCCUCACUGCAGUUGACUAUACAGUAGUCGUUCAGCAAAUGUCAGUGUUUUUUGUUUACAGUAGAUUACAAUGCAACUGCCAAUAUGUACCGCAAUUGCAGCUCUGUUAAUUUCAUUUAUAGGCAUUCUUUUGCUCGUCAUCAAUACUGAAGAGAUCAAAGGACAAGCACAGCUCAUGUAUGGAAUCAUCCUGGAUGCUGGAUCCUCUCAUACUUCUAUGUUUAUCUACAAAUGGCCUGCAGACAAGGAGAACGGUACUGGUAUAGUCAGUCAACACAGCGAGUGUCAUGUGAAAGGAGGUGGGAUCUCCAGUUAUGCAGGUAACAAAGGAGGAGCAGCCAAUAGUCUUGAGGAAUGCAUGGAAAAAGCCAUGCAGGAGAUCCCAAAGUCAAGACACAAACUCACCCCUGUGUAUCUCGGAGCCACAGCGGGCAUGAGACUACUGAAUAUUUCUAAACCUAAAGAGUCAGAUGAGAUUUUGAAGGAAGUGGCAGACAAACUGAAGACCUACCCAUUCAGCUUCAAAGGGGCCACCAUCUUAAGUGGACAAGAGGAGGGAGCUUAUGGAUGGGUCACAGUCAACUACCUGCUUGAGAAAUUUAUUACGUAUGGUUUUGUGGGUCAUUGGCUGUCUCCAGGCAGAGACACAGCUGGUGCGCUAGACUUGGGUGGAGCUUCCACUCAGAUCACCUUUGAAACUAAACAGACGGUGGAGAACAAGGACAAUCUGAUGAAACUGCGGCUGUACGGACGAGACUAUCAGAUUUACACUCAGAGCUUUCUGUGUUAUGGGAGAAAUCAGGUGUUAUUCAGACUGCUGGCACUUCUGAUGAAGACUCAGGGUUCAGACCGCUCCAUAGUUCACCCCUGCUAUCCUGCAGGUUACAGUGACUCCGUAAAGCUGAGCAGUGUGUUUGAUACUCCAUGCAAUGAAAGACAAUCUCAUUAUAAACCUGAAGAUGUCCUGCAAAUCAAAGGCACAGGGAACUACGAUCAAUGCCUGGGAAACGUUUCUCGUCUCUUUUCAUUUAACAACUGUUCUUAUUCCAGAUGCUCUUUUGAUGGAGUCUUCCAGCCCAACAUUACAGGAAACUUUAUGGCGUUUUCGGCUUUUUUCUACACUCAUUCGUUCCUCCAGAAAGCUGCAGGCAUCACCAUCACGUCUCCAGCUGAUUUAAAGGAUGCCAUCCGUGUUGUCUGCAACAUGAGCUUUCAGGAGAUGCAGAAUACGUUUCCUGAUGAGGGGAACCAUUUGGGGGAUUACUGUGCAGAUUCCAUCCUUCUGCAGGUGCUCCUGAUCAAUAGAUAUGGUUUCAAUGAUCUCUCCUUCCCUCGCAUCUCCUUUCGGGAGAAGGCUGAAGACACUUCUGUUGGCUGGUCCCUUGGCUACAUGCUAAGUUUAAGCAACUUGCUGCCAGCUGAAAAUGUGCUUGUGAGAAAAACACUGCUCCCAGAUGCCUGGCGUGCUGCUGUAUUCCUCUUCUCACUCUUUCUUAUCGCGUCUAUAAUUUUUCUGCUGCGAACCUACCAGAAGAAUGCCACUAAAUUAUGUUGUUGAUCUUUAUGCACUAAAGAGUUUUUCUGUCCUUACGGGAAAAUCUGUAAGUAUUUGCAGCAUAUGAAAAAGUAUAAACUUUUGUAUUGACCCUUUUUUAUUUUUUUUCUUACAUCAGAUUAUGUUAGUGUAAUUUGCAGUAAAAUUGAUGUGGAAAUAAUAAAGACGCAUAUUAAGUUGACAUCAAUUCAUAUGUAAAGACCUCUUCAGAAAAACAGAACCAGCACACUAAAAUUUCAGAAAUCCUAUCUGGUCUUUAAAAGACCUUGCUUCCACUUCGUAAGGACUUUGGUGAAUGUGGAAAUGUAAAAAAAAAAGGAAAUAUUUCUAUUUUAGCCACACACUGUUGCAUAAAGCUCUUAGUUUCUGAUCCUCAAUCGCCUAAACAGAAG
This is a messenger RNA of Carassius auratus (goldfish), 1947 nucleotides long. RefSeq names its product ectonucleoside triphosphate diphosphohydrolase 2-like. The transcript is spliced from 9 exons. Gene Ontology annotation, cellular component: plasma membrane. Gene Ontology annotation, biological process: nucleoside diphosphate catabolic process. The record is from RefSeq and is a predicted model, not a curated record. The coding region runs from base 71 to 1558 and encodes 495 amino acids. NCBI's taxonomy places the organism in Eukaryota, Metazoa, Chordata, Actinopteri, Cypriniformes, Cyprinidae. Gene Ontology annotation, molecular function: UDP phosphatase activity; GDP phosphatase activity; ribonucleoside triphosphate phosphatase activity.